AUUUGGCCAAUUGCAGCAGCUAAUGCGGAAAUCCUCCUUUUGCCGCUAAAACCAAAUUCGCUCCAGUAUCUGCAGUUCCAAGCUGCCUGGAUGUUUUGAUUUAAAUAACAAAAAGAAUUUCAGAAUCAGCGUGGCUGAAAUCACCAGCUGACAAUGGGAAUCUCUGGCCUGCUGCAGUUCAUCAAAGAUGCUGGAGAGCCCAUCAGCGUGAAAAAAUACAAAGGCCAGACCGUGGCUGUGGACACGUACUGCUGGCUGCACAAAGGAGCAUUCUCAUGUGCUGAGAAGCUCGCUAAAGGAGAACCAACGGACCAGUAUGUGUGGUACUGCAUGAAAUUUGUGGACAUGCUGUUGAACUUCGGAGUCAAACCAGUUCUGGUGUUCGAUGGACGCAAUCUGCCGUCAAAGCGAGAGGUGGAAAAGGCGCGCAGAGAGCGCAGAGAAAGCAACCUUCAGAAAGGCCGGCAGCUGCUACGUGAAGGCAAGCUGUCCGAGGCCAGAGACUGCUUCACUCGCUGUGUGAACAUCACCCCAGCGAUGGCUCAUAACCUCAUCAAGACUGCGAGGGCGAGAGGAGUGGACUGUGUGGUGGCUCCGUAUGAAGCUGACGCUCAGUUAGCGUACCUCACCAAGUGUGGUUUGGCCCAGGCUGUCAUCACAGAGGACUCUGACCUGCUGGCUUUCGGCUGCAAGAAGGUGAUCCUCAAAAUGGACAAGCAGGGCAACGGCCUGGAGAUAGACCAGGACAACAUGGGCCGCUGUCGCUCUCUGGGGAACGUGUUCACCGAGGAGAAGUUUCGCCAUAUGUGCAUCCUCUCUGGGUGCGACUAUCUGGCCUCCUUACAUGGCAUCGGCCUGGGCAAGGCCUGCAAGCUGCUCCGGCUGGCCAAAGACCCAGAUAUCCUCAAGGUGAUCAGAAAGUUGGGUCAGUACCUGAAGAUGAACAUCAUCGUCUCUGAAGAAUACAUCGAGGGAUUCAUCAGAGCCAACAACACAUUCCUCUACCAGCUGGUGUUUGAUCCUGUCAGGAGGAAGGUGGUUCCUCUCAACCCGUACCCAGAGCAAAUGGACCCGGCCACCCUCAGCUACGCUGGACUUAAUCUAGGAGAUGACAAAGGCUUGCAGAUGGCCCUGGGAAAUCUUGACCUCAACAGCUUGGAGAGGAUAGAUGACUUCAGCCCAGACAAACCCAUUCAGCAGCUAUCUAAACCCCGAAGUCGCACCUGGAACAGCUCAGCAGUCCCCGCUGGGCCCAGUAUCUGGAGUAGAGGCAUAAAGGCAGCAUGUGUUGCCCCGCCCCGGCCUGCUGCCUCCCCAGACAGGCCGUCCUCCACCAGGGGGAAGGAAAGAGUCGUCAGCCUGGUUGGUCUGAGGCUUCCCUGCAGAGAGCUGCAGGUGAAGAGACCGAGAGAAGACUCUAGUGUAUCAGACCAGGAUGUGCUGCAGCAGUACUCAUCCCCCACUCAGAAGAGAUCCAGGUCAGACCAGCUUUCAGAGAAGUCGGCAAUAACCAGUCAGCCCAAGCCUCGCAACCGCUUCGCCACCCUGCUGCAGAGGAGGAACCAGGAGCAUGAGGAGGACGGCCAGGCCCAUUGCAGCAGAUUCUUCAGCAGUUGCAGCUCAUCAGCCAGUGUGAGCGUGAAGGAGUGUGCUCUGGAGGAUCUGCCUCCGGAUGUGGAGCCCACAGCUGUGAAUCAGGACAAUUCUCCCAACAGCCAGACCAAUGACAGUGACGGUCCUGACAUUCCGUCCAUAGACACCCCCAGCCCACCUCCAUUGCCUAGCAUGACAUCUCCCAGUUCAGCCAGUCAGGGACUCAAGCUGUUCCGCUGGUCCGGCAGCUCAUGCUCUGCCGAUCAGAGAACCCCUCCGUCCUCUGCAGGCCUGGCCGCCCUGCAGCAGUUUCACUACAAGAAGGAGAGCUCUUCUUCGUCCACAAAGACACACAGGUCCUCUGUAGACACGUCACUCCUUCUUCCCUCUCCCACUGACAGAGACCCAGAGGAAAAGGAUGACCUCCUGGAUUCACCCCCCUCUCAAGACAGCGCUUACUUUUCCCAGUCCCAGCCUCACCUCACUUCCUGCCACAAAGAGGAAGUCAUCUACAGCAUCUCCCCCUCCUACCAGGAGGAAGCUGCAUCUGAAAUCAACUUGAGUAAAGAUUCUGAGCCAGAGCAGAGUCCCGCCCACUCAGAAGCACAUAAGAGACCAGACAUGCUGAGGCCAAAGGUUUCAGGUCUAUUGCGGCUGAAGCCUAUCAGCCAAAGUCCAGCUGCAACGGUUCGGACUUUGGGUCCUGCCAGGGCCAGCGGACUGAGGAGAAAGCCUGUGGGUUCUGGGAAAAAACCCUCCAAUAACGAGAACAACCCGGGUGUCCAGGCCACCAUCAGCAACCUUUGGAAGAACUUCAGCUUCAAAAAAGAUACCCAGAAGAUGACUGCCUGUAAGAAAGGAGAGCCCAUUUCUCCCGUCAAACACAACCUCAGCUGGACAUGACCUCUAUGCCCAGCUUCUAAAGGGAGCUUUGAGUGUUUCCCUCAGAGCUGUGUGUGGGAGAGAAGCUUUUAAUCAUCAUACCGUGUAUGUCAAGAAGUUUUACCUCAACCCGUGUGUAUAGUUUUAAAUAAAGCAACUGUAUUCUGAA
Eleginops maclovinus (Patagonian blennie) is the source of this 2644-nucleotide messenger RNA. RefSeq names its product exonuclease 1 (gene exo1). Gene Ontology annotation, biological process: DNA recombination; mismatch repair. Gene Ontology annotation, molecular function: metal ion binding; DNA binding; 5'-3' DNA exonuclease activity. Bases 154 to 2496 code for a protein of 780 amino acids. The record is from RefSeq and is a predicted model, not a curated record. The transcript has 14 exons. Gene Ontology annotation, cellular component: nucleus. NCBI's taxonomy places the organism in Eukaryota, Metazoa, Chordata, Actinopteri, Perciformes, Eleginopidae.